Messenger RNA from Prorocentrum cordatum, 375 nucleotides. The record is from the annotation of a GenBank genome assembly. Lineage: Eukaryota; Dinophyceae; Prorocentrales; Prorocentraceae.
AACGUCAUGGGUAGAACACCGGAAUCGUGGCCGCAGAAGUUCUCCACAAUGGAAUUCGACGCUCGCAUAUGGAAACGAACCAACGGCAUCACGAGCGACCUGAACGGAGUCAAGGACAUCAUCGAUCAGGCGAGGACCGAGGCGCAGGAUGCCAGGAGGGCAGCAGAGGAGAUUCAAGAUGAUAUGGCCGAGGUGGACAUGGAGGUGGUCAGUAUCAGGAACGACCUCGAAGGGAUGCACUUGACCAAUAGCCAAUUCGAGCAGGUCACCGGUAACAGUAUGCCAGAUUUCGAGACAUCUCAGGACAAGUGCGGCCUCAACCCCGUGACCGUCCAGAACACAAACGAUCUGGAAAACACAGAAAAGCAGCGGUAG